AUGGCCACCGAAGAUGCGGCUAGGAAUGUCGAAGCUGAAGAACGGCAAACGAAAACCCCAACGGACACGACGCAGGGGGGAAAGCGUCAGUCAUGCAGCGACGCAGAGAAGUUCCUUCCGGCAUCAGAUUGGGUCACCUUAUCAGUACGAAGAGGUCACUAUCGACCGCUACAGCCGGGUCGGUUGAGGAACAGCUUGCUUGCCGGAGUCGGAUUUCUGGAGCUGGGAAAUGCAGGGGACUUUGCUGCCAAUGUCUGGAACGAAAUUCCGGUGAAGAAAUGGGUCGCCGCUCUCAUGGCUAUUGGAGCAACAAUGGCUCUGGUAACGUCUCUUUUCGCUUUUCGAGAUGUCACACUCAGCUGGCGCAACAUACAGGCGUUGAGGGCGGAGAGAAUGUACUUGAAGCGAGAAAGGGCGCGAUGCGGCCACAACAAGGCCAGGUUGCGCAGUGUGGACGCCAUGCUGGGCGUCAACUUCCGUGAAAGUGGCACCGAGCUGCUGGACCGCCUCAUCGUGGACGCACUGUUAGGCUUCGGUGCCUUUCUAGUCAGCAUCGGAACCUAUAUGGCCAUUGGAGGUGCAAACCAUUCCGUGUUCGAGGCCAGCAAUCUGCUCUCGGGUUACAUUGGCAAUGCAGCAGGAGCAAUCUACGGUCUCCUCAACGCCGGGUGGUCCACUUAUGUUUCAAUACGAGCAUAUCAUCACCGCUCUGCCGGGCUUGCCAAAUUGGAAUCAGAUCUGGCCAAACGAUUGCUGCGACACCGCACACACAGAGUACAGACUCACGCGUUGGUGCUUGCGGUGAGUGGCCUUUCCGCCGGGGCCGGAGGUCUCAUUACUGCCACGAUGUGGUGGGGCUAUCUCAUCCUCGUCCCCUGCAUUGUCUCUAACAUCUACUGCAAUUGGAUGUGGCGGCACCAGAUCGGGUAUGAGCGACCCCUUGCUGGCAAGAUUGUCCAAAUCGACCAACAGUCACUAGUCAAAGAGCUGGAAUACGUUGACGCUGUGGGCAGUUACCUGGGGAAACUGGCACCUUCGAAAUCUCCCAAAGAUGACGUGGUUUUCGAUACCACAUCGAUCGUCUCGAUCAUCCAGUUCAUGCUAUCCAUCGAUAUCUUCGAGAGCUUCUGCGUCCGAGCCAUGCAGGAGUGGCAGUUGUCUGCAGCUCUUUUGAAAGCAUCGCAAGGAAGUCUGACGAUCAGCGAGCAGACAUUUCUGGACCUGGACCAGAAGCAUCUGCCCUUAGUAUUGGCGAUCGCAGAGACACAUAUCAGCAGGAGGGGCCCAGUACAGCUACGGUAUCGGGAGAGAUACCUGCUGGAAACUCUGGGGUGUUACUUGCAGGUACAAGACGACACAGUUGUUAGCACAGAGCUAGAUUCUCCCCUUUCGAAAGAACCAGUAUAA
This is a messenger RNA of Fonsecaea erecta, 1407 nucleotides long. RefSeq lists its product as hypothetical. The transcript has a single exon. Lineage: Eukaryota; Fungi; Ascomycota; Eurotiomycetes; Chaetothyriales; Herpotrichiellaceae. The record is from RefSeq and is a predicted model, not a curated record. The coding region runs from base 1 to 1407 and encodes 468 amino acids.